Olea europaea var. sylvestris is the source of this 2577-nucleotide messenger RNA. Its product is annotated as probably inactive leucine-rich repeat receptor-like protein kinase At5g48380. Gene Ontology annotation, molecular function: protein binding; protein kinase activity; ATP binding. The transcript has 3 exons. Lineage: Eukaryota; Viridiplantae; Streptophyta; Magnoliopsida; Lamiales; Oleaceae. Gene Ontology annotation, biological process: protein phosphorylation. Bases 396 to 2261 code for a protein of 621 amino acids. The record is from RefSeq and is a predicted model, not a curated record.
UCUCAGCGGUCGUCGACCCUCACCCACGCCACGGUACCCAACCUCAAGAAUCUCCCUUUUUUUACUUGGGUCCGUCGAUUGAGUUACCUCAGUUGGAAAAAAGAAAAUGAAAAGCAGAAGAGACCAAGAAAAAAGAUGGUGGAAAAUUGCCUCCCUUCUUUGACCCGACAAUCAACGGUCACAAAACUGAUGAAAAUAUAUAGUAAUUAUUGUUCCUUCUUAUAAUUCCAGUCCACCCUCAAGUCUCCGCUCUAUAUCAAGAUCGAAGAAGUAGAAGCUUGCGAAUACCACCACAACCAAACUUAUGAGGCUUGCUUCUCGGUGAUUGGUAAAUUUGUUUCCGUGUGUAAAAGCAACACCUUAAGUCGAUUGACAUAUUUCGUUCUUUCUGGGUUAUGGCUGCUUUCAUCAUGAUGAUGGUCUUCAGUUUUAGAGCUCUCCCUAUUCUCGCAAUUUUUAUUUGGUUACUCUUCAGUAAAUCUUUCAGCUAUGCCACUAAGAGCGAUAUCGACUGCCUACAAGCUAUAAAAUCUUCUUUGAAAGACCCAGACAGUUACUUAACAACAUGGAAUUUCGAAAAUAAUAAUACUGAAGGGUCCAUCUGUAAAUUCAUUGGGAUUGACUGUUGGCAUCCGGACGAGAAUAGGGUCUUGAAUAUCAGGCUGGGAGACAUGGGACUUAAGGGCACGUUUCCAUUAGGUGUUGCUGGUUGUUCGUCCAUGACAGGGUUAGAUCUUUCUAAUAACAAAAUCUAUGGAAAUAUUCCAAAUAACAUCUCUCAUAUAGUCGGAUUUCUGACGAGCCUUGAUCUUUCCAACAAUGAGUUAUCCGGAGAGAUUCCUGCAGAACUUUCCAAUAUCACUUACUUGAAUGUCCUCAAACUUAACAACAACAACUUAACAGGUCGAAUCCCUGCACAGCUUGGUCAACUUAACAGAAUCAAGGAAUUUAGUGUGUCAAACAACCGAUUGAUUGGGCCAGUUCCGAUCUUCUCAGGCAAUGCUAGUAUCACUGCAGAGAGCUAUGUCAAUAAUGCAGGACUGUGUGGAGUUACGUUGACGCCUUGCCAAGGCGCUUCCAAGAAAACCAACAUUGGGCCAAUUAUUGGGGCGGCUGUUGGGGGGUUGACUCUUGCAGCUUUGGGUGUGAGUAUUGGCAUGUACUUUUAUAUGCGCAAGUUGGCUAGGAAGAAGAAGGAAGGAGAUCCUCUAGGCAACAAAUGGGCAAAGAGUAUGAAGGGUUCCAAAGGCAUCAAGCUUUCAAUGUUUGAGAAGUCUGUUUCCAAAAUGAAACUAAAUGAUCUUAUGAAGGCUACCAAUGACUUCAGUAAAGAGAAUAUAAUUGGGUCAGGAAGAACAGGGACAAUGUACAAAGCAGCACUUGAAGAUGGCACGUCUCUUAUGGUGAAGAGAUUGCAGGAUACUCAACAAUCAGAGAAAGAAUUUGUGUCCGAGAUGGCCACUCUUGGAAAUGUAAAGCAUCGGAAUUUGGUUCCACUUCUAGGCUUUUGCAUGACUAAGAAGGAAAGACUCUUAGUCUAUAAGCACAUGACAAACGGUACCCUCCAUGAUAAGCUACAUGUUGUGAAUGAUGGCAAGAAACCUUUAGAUUGGCCUUUGAGGCUUAAAAUUGGGAUAAGAGCAGCAAAAGGAUUUGCAUGGAUGCACCACACUUGCAAUCCCCGUAUUAUUCACCGAAACAUAAGUUCUAAAUGCAUCUUACUGGAUAUGGAUUACGAGCCUAAAAUUUCCGAUUUUGGACUUGCUAGGCUUAUGAAUCCCGUUGACACUCAUCUGAGUACUUUUAUAAAUGGCGAAUUUGGGGACUUGGGUUAUGUUGCUCCGGAAUAUGCAAGAACUCUAGUUGCGACUCCAAAGGGGGAUGUCUAUAGCUUUGGUGUCGUGCUUCUCGAGUUAGUAACUGGCGAGAAACCGACUUAUGUGGCGAAAGCACCUGAAAGCUUUAAAGGAAAUCUAGUUGAGUGGAUUUCCCAACUCUCUGGUAACUCAAAACUUCAAGAUGCAAUCGAUGAGUUGUUGGUUGGGAAAGGGUAUGAUAGUGAGCUUUUCCAGUUUCUCAAGGUUGCUUGUACCUGUGUGUUGGCAGCUCCUAAAGAGAGGCCUACCAUGUUUGAAGUGUACCAGCUUUUGAGAGCUAUUGGACAGCGUUAUGAUUUCACAACAGAAGAUGAUGUUUUGGUGUUAUCGGAUGAUGGCAACGCUGAUCAACUAGAAGAACUCAUCGUUGCUCGCGAUUUAUAGGAGAUGAUCAAUCAAAGAAAAGUAAAAGGAGAUAGAGUGGCGAGUUGAAGCAUAGUCCAUGUGUAAAUUAUCUGUUAUCGUAAUUUGUUUUUCAAUAAUUUUACUUAUCAGUUAGAUUACACUAUGGUAAAUUUAAGAUGAUGGUUUAUGCAUAAUACUCCAGGUAAAUUGCUGACUUAAAAUUGUACAGUUUUUUUGCCUUUUUUUUCAUACUGAAGAAUGUAGGGCGUCUUUUUUUUCUUUUUUCUUUUUAUCUUGUCUAUCGCGUGUUCUGUUUUUUGUCUAGUAUGUAUUCGAUGAACAUUGGUGUUACUUA